Messenger RNA from Eurypyga helias (sunbittern), 1148 nucleotides. RefSeq names its product chromosome unknown open reading frame, human C5orf15. The record is from RefSeq and is a predicted model, not a curated record. The annotation marks the transcript as partial. NCBI's taxonomy places the organism in Eukaryota, Metazoa, Chordata, Aves, Eurypygiformes, Eurypygidae. The transcript is spliced from 3 exons.
GAGAACUGAACAAGUUAAUGUUGACAGGAUAAUUCAGACCAGUAGUGUCUUCAGCAACAACAAGUGUGUUAGGUGUAAAGCAGUUGACUCCGAACUAGCAGAGAGGCACCGUAAUGUCGAGUUCGUGCGGGAUUGGUGGAGUCGUCCGUUUGACGAUUCUGCAGAAGUGGAGAUACUCCAGAAAAACAUUUCUUCUAAACGUGAGAAUGAAACACUAAAUAGAUCCCAAAAUUUGACAGAAGGCUUGCAGAGUAUAACCCCAACUGAAAAAGAGGCCAGCCCAACAAAAAAGGGGCCGUUCCCAACAGCAGCUAAGAUCAGUUCGGUGACUGCCACAAAGCCUUCCACAGCAGAAGGGGAUUCUGCGCCGUACCUCCUCUCUCGUGCGGUGACUGCUAGUCCGGUGUCGCAGACGGAUGUUGAUGCUUCUGAAGACACUAAAAUUGAGGAAGAGGAUCUUCUAACAGAUUUGAAAGACACGCUGAAUAGUUCACCGCCCCUCCUAAAAGAAACUCUGGAGUCAGAUGGAGAUGACUAUAGUCCUUAUGAAAUGACACCAAAUUCCAGGUACAACCCAGACCUUCUGGAGGUGCCUGAAGACGACGACUCUGACGCCAUCGGUAAUUACAAUGAGGAGAUCAAGACCCUUGAUGAGAAGAUAAAAGAUGUUUCUGUCACAGGGUUGGAAGAAGAAGAAGACAGCCAUUUCUUCUUUAACCUGGUCGUAGUUGCCUUCCUCGUAGCUGUUGUUUACGUCACGUAUCACAAUAAGAGGAAGAUCUUCCUACUGGUCCAGAGCCGAAGAUGGAGGGAUGGCCUGUGCUCUAGAACAGUGGAAUAUCAUCGUUUAGAUCAAAAUGUUAAUGAAGCAAUGCCUUCCCUGAAGAUAACUAACGACUACGUGUUUUGAAAGCACUGUGAUUUGAGUUUGCUGAACUUCUCACUCUUUGCCUGCCUAGUCAUGUAACGAUAUUCAGGUAUUCAAAAGAUGCUGCCUGCACCGAAAUGAGAUGUACUCUCUUGGACCGGGAUGUUUUUGAGAUUAAGUCUCAUGCCAGAUCAAGGGCAUGACCCACCUGUUUACUACUUUGGUCAGGUUUUAUAUCAACUAUAAAGAUGCAGAGUUUAAUAAUUAGUGCUCUUUCCAU